UGUGCUGCCACUGCAAGGCAACUGAAUCCGAACCACCAAACACUCAAAUUGUGGUGGGAGUUAAAAACAAAGGCAGACUGCAAUCUUUUCUUGGCCUCUGCUUGUAAACCAACAAUUCUGUCCACAUCUCAAAACCAAUAAGAAACAAUCUCAUCGCAACCACAAUCUCUCUGUCUCUGUUCCUUUGUGUGAAAUCCACUCUCCACAAGAGUGGUUGGUCGUCCCUUUGUUUUUCAAGUGAGUCUCUAACCCAACCACUCUCUUGUGGCUCUCAAUCCUAUCCUAAAGAUUCAUUUCACGUUUUCUCUUUUAUUCCCUAUAGAUUCUCUCAUCAGUCUCACACCCCACAAAUACAAAACCUAUUAAAAAAAAAGCUUCACCAAACCCACCCCUCAAGAAAAAAAAAACUUUUGGGGGCUUUUUGUAGGAAAUGUCGUGUCAGUUUUUGAUUUGAUCACUUGGGUUGGGACUCCUAACUGUCUCUCGAAUUCGAUUCUUUCUCAUUGUGCUGCGUUUUUAAGAUGGGAGACGUAGCUAAGGACCUGACGUCUGGAACUGUUGGAGGAGCUGCACAGUUGAUAGUUGGGCACCCUUUUGAUACCAUCAAGGUUAAGCUUCAAAGCCAACCUGCUCCACUCCCUGGGCAACCACCGAAGUAUGCUGGUGCUAUGGAUGCUGUCAAGCAAACUUUAGCUGCUGAAGGCCCAAGGGGUUUGUAUAAAGGUAUGGGGGCUCCACUGGCCACUGUGGCAGCCUUCAAUGCCGUCCUUUUUACUGCGAGAGGGCAAAUGGAGGCAUUGUUGAGAUCAGAACCUGGUGCCCCCCUCACAGUUAGCCAGCAGGUUGUUUGUGGGGCUGGGGCUGGAGUUGCUGUUUCAUUCUUAGCUUGCCCCACUGAGUUGAUCAAAUGCAGAUUGCAAGCCCAAAGUGCACUGGCAGAUUCUAGCUCAGCUGGUGUGGCAGUGAAGUAUGGAGGGCCAAUGGAUGUAGCCAGGCAUGUUCUGAGGUCAGAAGGUGGCAUAAGGGGUCUCUUCAAGGGCUUGGUUCCGACCUUGGCACGUGAGGUUCCUGGAAAUGCAGCUAUGUUUGGUGUCUAUGAAGCACUGAAGCAGUACAUGGCAGGAGGGCCAGACACUUCUAAAUUAGGAAGAGGCUCUUUGAUCGUGGCUGGAGGCUUGGCUGGAGCUUCAUUUUGGUUCUCUGUCUACCCAACUGAUGUUGUCAAGAGUGUGAUCCAGGUAGAUGAUUACAAAAAUCCUAAGUACACUGGCUCCAUAAAUGCCAUAAGGAGGAUCUUAGCUUCAGAGGGGGCGAAAGGCCUGUACAAAGGGUUUGGUCCUGCCAUGGCCCGGAGUGUCCCUGCAAAUGCAGCAUGCUUCUUGGCAUACGAAGUGACAAGGGCUAGUUUGGGCUGAUCAACUGUUGCACUCCGAUUCCUCACCAAGCAUGGUUAAAAGUUUGCCAUUGUUAUCAUAUUGCUUUUAUCGAAGCCGAUUAUCUCUGUCAAUGAACUAUGCUGUUUAAACGACGUUUUGGCAAUAUGGUAACAGGGUUUCCAUUCUUCAAGAUUGCUGUAACUUCCAUUGACUGGAAGAAACAUUCUUUCAUAAAUCAACCAUAUUUAUAGUUACUCCUCGCUAAA
Molecule: messenger RNA, 1642 nt
Organism: Theobroma cacao (cacao)
Lineage: Eukaryota; Viridiplantae; Streptophyta; Magnoliopsida; Malvales; Malvaceae
Gene: BOU
Product: Mitochondrial substrate carrier family protein
Biological process (GO): mitochondrial L-ornithine transmembrane transport
Molecular function (GO): L-ornithine transmembrane transporter activity
Source: RefSeq, a predicted model, not a curated record